Molecule: messenger RNA, 1153 nt
Organism: Anopheles darlingi
Lineage: Eukaryota; Metazoa; Arthropoda; Insecta; Diptera; Culicidae
Product: ADP-ribosylation factor-like protein 13B
Exons: 4
Coding region: 44-1153 (369 amino acids)
Biological process (GO): non-motile cilium assembly; receptor localization to non-motile cilium
Cellular component (GO): ciliary membrane; non-motile cilium
Molecular function (GO): GTP binding; GTPase activity
Source: RefSeq, a predicted model, not a curated record
CGAGUCGGGCUCCCUUCGGCGACCAUGUGAAUUCAGCCGGACAAUGGGAACAAUAUUCGCGAAAUGCUGCAAAACGCCCAACAGUAACAGCGAUGAUGCACUCACUAUUCUGGUGCUGGGCAUAGAAAGUGCAGGGAAAACUGAAGUCGCUUUGAAAAUUUGCCACCGAAAGCGAGGAGAUCAUGGACCCACCAAAGGAUGCCACCUGUACGAGACUGCGAUCGCUGAUAGCGAUAUUAAGCUGAUUGAAAUCGGCGGUGGAUCGGAUCUGCGGGAUAUUUGGAAGUAUUAUUUUCUAGAUGCUCUAGCUGUAAUCUUUGUAAUCGAUGCUUCCUCUAUAAACGCCAUCUGUGAAUCGUACAAAAUAUUUCAAAACCUGAUAUCGCACGAGUUCCUGGUCGGUAAACCGUUCCUCAUCUUGGCCAACAAGCAGGAUCUACCGGAGUCGGUCGAUUGUAUCGAUAUUUGCGAGUAUUUGGAUGUGGAAUACCUUGCCAAUCGGUACCGCUGUCCAUGCCUGGUAGAAGCGAGCGGUUGUUGGGGCGAUUCCGCCGAUGAAUCGAACGAGUACGACGGAUUGAGCUACGGUGUUCAGUGGCUGGUGAAAACCGUACUCGCGCACCGCCAGUUUAUCAUGAAUCGCAUCAAUUUCCACAAGCAUCUGAUUGGACUGGAACGCAGAGAGUCGGAUAGGGGGCAACAACUGAAACGACCACGCACGGCAGGACGAUUAAGGCGUCGAAAAUCGGAAAAAGCUGGUCGCCCAAAAACGGCUCCGUCUUCUCAGCUGGCAUGGUUGCAGCAGAACGAUAAUAAUUAUCUGAUCAAACGUAACAGCGUUAUCUCCGUGAAAAGUAUUCCUAGCAGUAGCAGCACCCAGACGAAGACAUCGACCGAGCCAACGAUUAAUUCAAUCUCCAAACCUCCGACCACCGACGAUGGUCUGUCCGUGGUCGAUGAAGGAGUAGAAACUAGUCGUAGUAAUAGCGUUGUCGGUCGGUUCGAACCCACCUUACACGAGGCUACUAAUUCCAUGGCUACUGCAGAGCGUCCGUCGAUUUCUACUACACGGAAGGAGGAAAUGACUUUGGAAGACUUGUCGCUAUCAUUUUCUGUAAAUGAGAUAAACGGUAAAGCGAUAGAAAUAAGCUAA